This is a messenger RNA of Chelonoidis abingdonii (Abingdon island giant tortoise), 5004 nucleotides long. The record is from RefSeq and is a predicted model, not a curated record. Lineage: Eukaryota; Metazoa; Chordata; Testudines; Testudinidae.
UCUGUUUGACGUCCUUUGUUUAAGACUGAAUUUUCCUAAUUCCACACCUUGCUCUUUUCCCAAUAUUACUUGAAGGCCUAGGAACUUAUAGGUGAUGGACCUGACCAGAUUGUAUUUCUGGAGCAUCUAGUGAUCUGGACGAGAGCUAUCCCAAGUUACAGGAUGGAUUAAUUUAAACAGAAAUGACUUAAAUCAGCAAGCAGGAAAUCUAGAGCAACACGUGGUUCAUCCUCCUGCCUAGAAAGUGAGAGUAGUUUUUCUGCGAUAACCUCAGGCUGUGCUAAUUUGAGGUGUCAGAAGAUGAGUUUAUUUAUUGAUAGGCAAUGUGAAAAUGGCAGUGGUGCAGUGCAAUGCACAUCUUUCCAUAUAUUAUCUGAAAGAUAAAUGGAAAUCCUCUUCUGGUAUAAUAAGAAAUGGAAAAGGUUUUCAGAAUAAAAGUCAGUUUAGGACAAUUGCACCAAAGAUGGUACCUAAAGUUAUAACAUCAGGGGUGGUGUCUUGUCUUCCACCUGUUCUUCCUGAACAAACUAAUUCUAUUUCAUCUGCAAGCUCUAAACCACUUAUAAUGCCAACACAAAACUAUACUCUAAUGCAAGUUGCUGGUUGUGAGGGAACUUUUUCUCUUGUAGCUUUACCACAUAUCACCCCUGCACUGGCAGCACAACGAAUCCAACAAUCAAAUGUGUCCCCUCCUGAAAACCUCAAACUACCCAUUCCUAGGUAUCAAUCUGUAAAAAAUAAAUUGUUGAUUGACAAAAAAACAAUUCAAACCUCUUCUUCAAGUGCACAUAACAAGAUUUCCAGCAAGGUACAAACUUCAACACAGACACCAGCAAUGACUACUUCAACUGGAGACCUUCCUGACGCUCAUUCUACUACAGAUAAGUUGUUCAUUGACAAAAAAACAAUUCAAACCUCUUCUUCAAGGACACAUAACAAGAUUCCCAGCAAGGUACAAAUUUCAUCACAGACACCAGCAAUGACUACUUCAACUGGAGACCUUCCUGAAGUUCAUUCUAUUACAGAUUCAUCUGAACAAGUUAUUUUAAUUGAUCAUGGUUCUACUGAAAUUACAGUUGGUACUUUACUCAGUGAAAACAACUGUGUAGAAUCUGGAUCUCCUUUAUUAAACAAAACAGAAACGGCUGAAGAUAGUAUUUCGGGACCAUCUGUCAUUAAGGAAUGUUUGUCCAAGCCAGUGAAUCCAAGUAAUCCUGUGAAAAUGAGUCUACAUUCCAUGAAAUCAACUGUUGAAGCCACAAAAGGCUCACUCAUAACAUCUGAGAAACUUAAAGAAAAACUGGUGAAUUCUGCAAAUUCUGUCACUGUCCUGUCACCGGCAAUAUUUGGCAAUGAAGUUCAAUUGACUCAGUCCGCACCAAAAGGAAAGCUUCCUAUUUUGCCAUAUUCAAGAAUGAAAAAUGCAAUGUUCUGUAAAUCUAAACAAAAUUCUAACACUGUGGCUGCAUCUACUCCUGGGCGAAGACCUGAAUGUGAAAAAAUACCACCUUUGGUAAAAACCUUUAAUGUUUCUACCAGAGUUUAUGAUAAACUGCUAGCAAUAUCUUUUGCACAAAUCUCCAAACAAGCCCCCCGUGAAAAUACCUUCAGUCCAGUCACUAAACUGGAUGUUGAUAAUCUAAAGAAAUUGAAUGGUGUAGCCUCUAAGAGAAGAGGUAGAAAACGAAGAACCCCAGAUGAUAUAUUGGCAUUUCAGACCAAAAGAAGAAAGUGCAUCAUUAAUAAAUUUAGAGAAGGUAAAGAGAGAGUAAAAGUUGAAUCAAAAGGCAGUAGGGCUGAGUCAGUUAAAAAAUACCGUAGUAUCAGACCAAAACCUGUAGUUAUGCAGGCUUUAGCUCCACUGACUUCUGCGGCUAUAAUAGAGACUCAGACUCCUGACUGCAUAGAACAAGACAUUUUCUUAAAUGAUGCACUUCCAAAUAAAUAUUUAAGCUGUAAGCAGAGUGGUGGCACUCCUGCUAAACAAAGUGAUCUGUGUAGAAAUUUAUUUUCUGCUAUAUCUAAGCCGUGGCAUAAGUGCCAUGUCUGUAACUACAACUUUCAAUUUAAACACCAUCUUCAGGACCACAUGAACACACACACAAAUAGACGGCCUUAUAGCUGUCGAAUUUGCCUGAAAGCAUAUGUUCAUUCAGGAAGUCUAAGCACUCACAUGAAGCUUCAUCACAACGAAGGCAGACUCAAGAAACUUGUGUGUUGUGAGUUUUGUGCCAAAGUAUUUGGCCAUGCAAGAGUAUACUUUGGCCAUCUGAAGGAAGUACACAGGGUUGUUAUCAGCAUCGAGCCCUCCACAGGCGAACAACAACUGCAAGAUGCUUUAAAGAAUAGAGACAUAAAUAUAAAAGGAGCAGAAGAAACAGUAGAGAGGGGAAAUAAAUGCAAUUUUGAAGAUUUAUUUCAGAGUCAAGCAGAAGUCAAAUUACAGAUCAAAUGUGGGAGAUGCCAGUUUACUGCACAGUCUUUUGCUGAGAUGAAGUUUCAUUUGUUGUGUUUUCAUGGCGAGGAGCUCCCAGGAAGAAUAAAAGAAGGAAUUUUACAGGGAGGCAAGGGAGCUCAGGAAGAACUGAUCAAACAUGCAGCUCAUUUCUGGAAGCAGCGCAAAGAGAGACGAAAUCCAGUCAAACGUGGCACUUGUGAGGAAGAGUUUUAUGCUUUUCCAAAACUGAAAAGGCAAAUAUAUCUUCAUCAAAAUAAUUUUGAUACUUUAACCAAAAGUGAGGUUAUUCCAUCAAGUAACAGUGAACCAGGAAAGGAGUUGCAAAAUUUUGGCUGUGCCACACAAAAUAAAAAAAUUCAAAUUUGGUGUAAAGCUGAUUACAACUGCAUUUUAUGCAAGCAGGUAUUUGGAAGAAAAGAGGGGCUUUUCAGUCAUUGGCAGAAUCAUCAUAAUUGUGAAGACCCCUCUGUUCUUUGGACUAUUUUUAAUUCAUUCUCCAAAGAGGGAGUUAUUGAACUUUCUAAUAACGCUGAAAAAUGAAGCAGUGGCAAAAUUCAGCUAGAAAAGUAUUCCAUUUCCAAGGUUACUGAUUUAUUUGUGUCUGAUUUUCAGUGUCAUAAAAAUUUACAAUUAAUGCACUCAUUCUCUUUUUGAUGAUCAGUUGCAGUGGUUUUACAUGUAGUUUAGGUUUGUUUGCUGAAUACAAAACUCUUAAUUCUCACCAUAGGCCUUUUCAUAUGUAUAAUAUAUAAUACACACAAACCUGUUAUAUAAUGCCAUACUUAAUAUUGAUGCACAAGGACCUUCACAGAAACAAGUGUGCAGAAUGUUAGAGAUUGAAAUUAAGAAGAAAAAGGGAGGAACUGAUAUUAUAUUAUGCUGUACUCAGAGACAUUAAUGUUGCCCUUUGUAAAGUAAUGGUGUACAAAUGUUCUUGUACAGAAUGACAAACCAGAUUGAAAAUAUAAUUUUCACUCUUAACAGUGCCUCCAGAUUUUAUGGGAAAUGUAUAUAUGCAUUCAGUUCUCUGGAUGCAUGUUAAGAUUUAAUGUACAUGCUUUUUUAUGCUUAUAAAUAUGGAGCACAGUUGUACAUUGGGACAAUAGAAAACCACAAGAAAAAUUAUUAAUGAACUCCAAGGAGUUCCUAUGGAUUUCUCUAGAAGUCUUCAGAAUUUAAGCUUUCUUUAAAAAAAAAAAAAAAAAAAAAAGUUAGAUAUUCUGAUUGUAAAGAUAACCUUCUCACUGCUGGCUCUUUGAGUCAAGGUUAUAAGCCUUGUUUAAAGUCUGUUGUGACCAAGUAGGGUUCCCAUAUUGUUUGGCCAGCAAAUGUAGACACUGCCUAAAAGUUAUGCUACUAUGAGCUAAAACCUUGUCUGCACCUAGACUUUUUGGGGGACACUAAUGUAGAUGGUGUAGAUACUCACCGCUGUGUUGUCUAACAGUGCUCGAAGGAGGUAAGAUGACACAGUGAUGAAAGUGGUGGUGCUCCUUUUACCCUAUUGCUUCCUCCAUUUCUACCAUCUGUCAAGCUGUACCUGUGGUAGUGCAGUCAUGGAAGAAUUAUCCAGAGAAAGUCUGAGGUAGGCACAUAACUUGCUAAAACUCUGAAAAGUCCAAGACUUUAGCCUGGUUAUGGGAACAUAGGAAGAUAGGGCCUAAAAAGUGUUGGAUUCUCAUAGUGAGAUCCUGGAAGAUAUUACACGAUUUUUCUGUUUUCUGUAAUAUCAGUAAAAGUCUGAUAAGCCGAUAACUUAGAAUGACAUUCCUUAUUCUGUUUGGUGUUUAAGUAUGAGACUGAAGCCAAAUAAAAUAGAAAACAAAAAGGAAAAAUCUCACAGAAACUGCAGUUGUUUGAGGAAGGGGAAAAGUCCCUGUAGAAUUUGACAACUUCCCUCCAAAUUCCCAUGGAUUCAAAUACUUGGUUGUUUCAUUACUUUUACUUUUGUCAGAAAGACUAUUUUCAUAUGCCAAACUAGUUCUGAAAUACUUUAUUUUAUGUUCUGGUCAGUUGUUUUGAUGACUUGUAAAUCUCUACUGCCUGGAGAUAUAAAAACUGUUCGUACUCUGAUGCUAACAUGUGUAUCCAUAUUGUACCUUUCACAUGUACUCUUACUGAAUAGGUGAAGUAAACGUGUGUAGAACAUGUAGAAAGGAAUACUUUUAAAGUUGAGUGUUUCUUUUUAAACAAGGAGUACCUUUCAUUUAGUACAGUGUAUUUACACUAAGAAGUGUUCUUUCCUGAAUUAGCAUGUUUUCAUUGAGAAGGAUACUUUUGAAUUAGCCUUUGCUAAUUUUCAAAUUCAAACUGUUUAGACUGGUGUCUUUGAGAUUAAAUUCUAGAAUAUAAGAAUAAUCCCUCCUCUAGUUAUAUAGUUAAAACACAUGAAAGGAAAUUGUGUAACACUCACUUUCUGUUUUCAUUAAAUAAUAAUUUAAAGAUGUUACAACCAUGUCAUGUUUAAAAGGACAUGGGUUUUAAUUUUUUUGUCCUCCCUUUGUUUUAAGAUCUAGCCAAAACCUUGCAAAUAAAAAAAUCUUCCUUUC